Molecule: messenger RNA, 3705 nt
Organism: Heterocephalus glaber (naked mole-rat)
Lineage: Eukaryota; Metazoa; Chordata; Mammalia; Rodentia; Bathyergidae
Gene: Tmem130
Product: transmembrane protein 130
Cellular component (GO): plasma membrane
Source: RefSeq, a predicted model, not a curated record
CAAGGGUCGCGCGCGCGGCAGACUGUGGGCGGGGGCGGCGCCUGGGGAGGACGAGCGAGCGCGGCGCCCGCACCUCCGCGUACAGCCCGCGCGCUCGCCAGGGAGAGCAGCGCGGAGCUCCGGCCCAGCUCCUCCCGCAAUGGCCCCGGCCAUCUACUCUCGCCUAGGCCGUGUCGUCUGGCUUGCCUGCCUCCUGCCCUUGGCCCCGCCGAGCGUGGCUGCAGACCUGUACGAACUCAGUCUUACCACCGAUGGCCCCGCCACUACGGGAGCAGAGGUGACCAUCGCAGCCAGCCUGGAGGCCAGGGACAACGGCACUCUGGCCCUGCCCGCCGACGUGCAUGUCUACCAUUUCCUCUGGAUCCACACCCCACUGAUGCUCACUGGCAAGGUGGAAAAGGACCUCAGCUCAACCAUCAGCGUGGUGGGCAGUGUGCCUGGGGACUUCCUGGUCUCUGUCUGGGUCACUGCCACCAGCUGCAGGAUGUGCCAUCCGUUGGCCCGGAGCUUUGUCGUUGUCGCCAUCACAACACUGGGGACAGAAGCCAGGACUUGGUGGAUGCUAGAGUUCCUCAUGGGGAACAUCGUGAUCUCCCAGAACACCUCCCUGCCCUGGCCCAGCUCCUACCUCACCAAGACAGUCCUGGAAAUGUCCUUCCUCCUCCACGACCCAAGCAACUUCUUCAAGUCUGCCUCCUUUCUCUACCGCUGGGACUUCGGAGAUGGGACCCUGCUGGCGACAGACAGCUCCGUGGUCUAUUAUAACUAUUCCAUCAUUGGAACCUUCACGGUGAAGCUUGAGGUGGUGGCCCAGUGGGAGGAGGCGAAGCCAGACGGCACUAUGAAAGGCAUUGUGCAGAAGACCGGCGACUUCUCCACCUUGCUGAAGCUUCAGGAAUCCCUUCGAGGCAUCCAGGUCUUGGGGCCCACCCUAAUUCAGACCUUCCAAAAGAUGACCGUGACCUUAAACUUCCUGGGGAGCCCCCCGCUGACUGUGUGCUGGCGGCUCAAGCCUGAGUGCCUCCCGCUGGAGGAAGGGGAGUGCCACCCCACGUCUGUGGCCAGCACGGCUUACAACCUGACCCAUACCUUCCGCGACCCUGGGGACUACUGCUUCAGCAUCCGGGCUGAGAACGACAUCAGCAAGACGCAUCAGUACCACAGGAUCCAGGUGUGGCCUUCCAGACUGCAGCCGGCUGCCUUCGCUUUCCCGUGUGCCACGCUAAUCACCGUGACGCUGGCCUUCGUCAUGUACAUGACCUUGCGGAAUGCCACUCGGCAGAAGGACGUGGCGGAGGUGGCUGAUUUUGACUUUUCCCCUAUGUCUGACAAGAACCCGGAGCCGCCCUCUGGGGUCAGGUGCUGCUGCCAGCUGUGCUGUGGGCCCUUCUUUCGGGAGUCAUCAUCCGAGUACCUGGAAAUUGUCCGAGAGAACCAUGGGCUGCUCCCACCCCUCUACAAGUCUGUCAGGACGUACACAGUGUGAGCACCCCUGCCCCACCCUGUAUCAGUGUUCACUGAUGGCCAGACUGGGAGCUUCGGGCAGGGUGGUGUGUCACUGAGCAGGAGGGGCCAUGUGGCCAAUUCCCCAUGCUGGCCAUCCAUCUGUACAGUCUGGCUGCUGCCACAAGACCCUCAGCCACCUCCCAAGCCAUCUGCCCACCUGUACAGUGCAGCCACUCCUGUGAGCCUCUCUCGGGCACCCCCACCCCAUCCUGUGCCAAGCAGGACUCAGACACUUGGUGUGUCGCCUUGGGAUUCUCCCAGGGGGUCUGGCUGCCCCUCACCCGUUCCUCUCCCAUUGGCACAUCUGCCAUCCAUUAGGGGCUCACACUUCCCUCCCUGGGGAAGCCAUGUCUAUGCCAGAGCGAGGAAGGAGGUCACAGAUGGUCCAGGAUGCACAGCGAAAGGCUGUGCAGGCAGCCGGGUGCACCUGCAGAGGGGAGGGUGUGUGCACACACACACACGCACACACGCACCACAGCAAUCCACACUUGGCACGAAUCAUCUCUGCGAUUCAUUCUGUAUCUGUCAGGGCUAUUGCUGGAACCCCGAGCCCCUCGGCCCUCCAUCUCCUGGGCUGGGCCUCCCUUUAGGCUUCGCCCCUGGCUCACCCCAUCCCCCUUCCGCAGCCACCCUACUCUCUGCCUGCAAAGUGUGUGCAGAGUGCCUUAUAAACUCGGCACCUUUUAUCGAAACUCAUGUGUACCAUCUCCAUCGAGGAGAAGGUGUUGCAGCGGAAGGACAGGUUGAGGUCAGGACGUGGGUUCUGCCUGUGUGUCUCCGUCAUGGGUGCUUUGGCUCCCCGGCUGCCCCCAAGGUCACCUUGGGAAGGAAGAGGCAGCGGAUCAGAGGUAGUGUGGUGGAGCCAGUCCCUCUUUCCCUCCAGCCCAGUGGCUGGGGGUGGGGGACGGCGGGUGGAACUGGGAGCAGCAAGGAGACGAGGCGGUUCGGGCUGGACCACAGGGGCAGGGCUCUGUCACUGCAACUGCUUGCUCUCAGACUUUGCGCUCAAAAUUGUGCUUCCAUUGUCACAUGGCUCAUUCCCAUGAAAUACCGCCAUUACUGCUCAAUAAAACGUGAGUGCUGAGUGCUGCCAGGCACCCCAGGUGUGGCACAGUCUCUUUUCCAUGUGUGACAGAUGAGGCUUGGAAAUGACAGAGUGAUGCCCAGAGGUGGCAGGGCAGCCCUGGCGUGUUCUGUGGUCGGAGGUGACCUCAGGCCCCAGAUGACUUAGACAUGCAGCCCGGUCUAAGGUCCCGGGUGGAUGCUGGAGUCCAAGUGGGAGCCUGGCCACUCUGGGAACCUGCUGGAAAUGCAGACCUUUGGGCUCCACCCAACACCCGAGUCACCCCUGGGAGGGGUGGCCACCUGCUCUCACCAGCCCCAGACCCAGGGACUUCAGUGCAUGCUCAGGUCUGAGGACCUCUGGGCUCUGGCAGGCAGGGCAUCACCAGCUAGACUUUGUUUAGCAAUAGUUGCACUUAAGAGGGGCCGGGGAUUUAGCUCAGUGGUUCCGCUGCCUGCCUCAAUAAGCAAAAGGUCCGGAGUUCGAUCCCCAGUACCAAAAAAAAGAGAAACUGAGGACUCUGGAGCAAGGCCUGGGAGUCUGCAUUUCUGACCAGUCGCUGGGCACUGAGUCUGAGGUCUAGGCCCUUCUUGAGGCUUUGGCUUUCUGUACGAUGUGUGGGACUUUCAGUGGCCUCUUCUCUCCAAUUACCCACCCUGCAGAAGUGCCCCAAGCUUCAGAGUAGGGGGUCCCUGAGAAUGGGGGGCUGCCCCUCACCCCACUUUCAGUACCACUGUGAGCCAGCUGGGACUUUUUCUACUCCAGCAACAUUGGGUUGUAAGGCAGAUGCUGCUGCAGCACCCUGCCUCCGAGCUCACCUGUGUUAGAGGGUGCGACAGGAAGAGCUGGGGCUUUGCGGGGCCCUUGUGCCUUGGACAACUGGAGAGGGACUGAAGGACAUUGGGGGGUAGGGCGUUCUUGCCUUGAGUUAUUUUAGUAUUCUUUUUUUUUGGUACUGGGGAUCAAACUCAGGUCCUUGUGCUUGCGAGUCAGGCAGCGGAACCACUGAGCUAAAUCCCCGGCCCUAUUUUACUAUUCUAAUAAGCAAGGGCCAGGUGACAUUUCAGAUGCUCCCUGCUGAAAUAAGACAGGUCCCCAGUGCUCCUGCACGUCUUCAAGAAUACAAGGGAAGAAAA